AGUGCUAACACGUGGUUCUUGGCAAACCACGCAUGCAGAUCACUGCACACGCAUUGCUUCGUAAUGGCGGCUGAUGGUGGUAGUUCUUCGUCCGGGCAACCCUGCGUAUUCUCUCCAAAAUUACACCAGUAUCUGGCUUUAUGUGCCCAGGAUGGGAGACUUCGUAUUUGGAACACAGAUAGCAAAACACUUCACCAGGAGUACGUGCCUUCAGCCCACUUGAGUGCCACUUGUACGUGUAUAAGUUGGGGACCAUGCCGAACGGUGAAGGAAGGCCCUCAGAGGAAAAAAAGGAAAUCGGAGGCUGGACAUGCAGGGGAGCAGGUGGACAUGUUGGCGCUGGGCACGGCAGUGGGCAGCAUUAUCAUCUACAGUACAGUAAAAGGGGCACUGCACUGCACACUGGACGGAGGUCACAGUGGUGGGGUGAACUCUGUGCAGUGGCAUCCCAAGGACAGUCUUCUGUAUAGCGGCUCAGACGACACACACAUAGUUGAGUGGGACCUGCAGACGGGCAAGACGCGCUGUAAAUGGAAGGCAGACCGUUCCUCUGUAACCAGCAUGUGUGUGAGUCCUGAUGGCAAGCUGCUGCUCUCAGCAGGGCAGACCAUCAAGAUGUGGGACCUGGAGACUAAGGAAGUGUACCGGAAGUUCACAGGUCACGCCACGGCCGUAACGACCCUGCGCUUUGCGACUACCCGACCCCCGGAGACCAAUGGCCUCUACUUCCUGUCCGGGGCGUCCCACGACAGACUUCUCAGUGUUUGGCAAGUCAGAGAGGAUGGCAAGGACAAGAACUCAGUGGUGUCCUUCACCCUGACGGACGAGCCCCAGCACAUUGACCUCAUCACCUCCUGCGGCAAGGAAGAGGCACUGAGGCUCGCAGUGGUGUGCAAGGAUGGCCAGCUUCACCUCUUUGAGCACUUUCUGAACGGGCCGUGUAAGAAGCCCUUGUCCCCCACCUGUACCGUGCAGAUGUCUGGGGUGGAGGACACCCCCCUACCCAUUCCCUUGUUGGCCACGGCCCUCACCAAGGACACGAGCAGCCUACUGCUGGCUUAUGGCAGCCGUCUGCAACCUGUCAUGGAGAGAGUGGAGGUAAACACUGCAGAGAGGCAUGUCUGCCUGUCUCGAGAUGUCCACAGCACCCUCUCCCUCACCAUGGAAACCACACUCUCCAAGGUGAAAACUCCUAUAGUCAACUCCAAGAGCAAAGUUCUGCUGCCUGGCCUUCCUGGUCACCAAGCUCCAGUCAAAGCACCCUUGGGGUCGGAGAAGAGGAAAAAAGGCACAGACACCAAAGAGAUGUCCAUCGAAGAGCGACUGGGAGAGAUUGGGCUGUCAGAGGGGGGCGCCAAGGGUGCCCCCUCUCUGCAGACGGACAACUUUGCGGUGCUGCUGGUGCAGGGUCUGGAGAGCAAGGAUGCCAACAUUCUCAAUAAAGUGUUUCAGACACGGAAGGACGUGUUGAUAAAGAAAACAGUUUCCCGGUUACCCCUUCCUGCCAUCUUACCGUUGGUGGAGGAGAUCACCAAGAGAAUGCAAGGCCAUCCAUACACGGCGGUCCUGAUGGUGCGAUGGCUUAAGGCUGUUCUCAUUCAGCACACGUCGUACCUAUCUUCGUUGCCAGAUUUGGUUUCCCAACUGGGAGUGCUUUACCACAUGAUUGAGAGUCGAGUGAAGAUGUUCCACAAGCUGAGCAAGCUGCAUGGCAAACUAUAUCUGUUCAUGACCCAGGUGGCGACAAGCGACCCUGACAAAAAGGUCACAGAUGUGGACCACACAGCCAAACUUGUCUACGAGGAAGAAUCCUCUGAUGAAGAUGAAGCAUCAGGUGAUGAAGGUCUCCCAGAUGAGGAUUCUGACAACUGGGAGGAGGAGGAAGGCAUGGCGGAUGAGAAAAUGGAAUGCCAGGAUAAAGAGGCAGACGAAGGCUUGAGGACAGAAUUAAAAGAGAACGGUGAUUCUGACAUGGACCCGGGCAACGAGAGCGAGGAGGAGUAAUAAGCGAAGGAAUCCAAUCAAAACGAAUAUAAACCACACAAAAUGGACCUGAAAGAUUUAUAUAUACUUUCAUUUUAUUUUCAUGCUUUGAUUUUAUUGUUUCAGAACAAGAAAUGGUUUUACAAAAAAUCCAAAAUGGACUGUCAGUGGUGGCGGUGAGCUUUGGCCACUGUUGCUUCGUAUUGCGAAUUGUCAUGUUAUUUCUCUGUCCCACGACCAAUGCUGACCGCUGUUCCAGAGACUCAAACUCCCCUCUCCUCCCAAGCUUUGCUCUUCUGCUUCUUCACUUUGGCUCCAUGGUCCUGGGUGUCCAAUGUGACCACCCUCUUCCACACUGCUUGUUCCAGAGAAAAUGUGAAGAGAAUAGUGAUCUGUGUAGGGAAUGUGGUUCCAUUUGGGAUGUGACCAUUUCUAAAUAAUCUCAUCCACUCACAGUGUAAAUCUCUAUGUGCAGUGUUUGUAUACCCCCCCCCCCCCCCCCCCCCCCCAAGUCCUUGGGAUUAAAGGAAAUUCUUCAGUAAUGUCUCUAACUGAACCUUUUUCUUUUCCACCCUAACCCUCAUCUGUUUUGAUGUUUUGUCCUUUUGUAAAUGUUUUUCCACGCCAAUGGCAGUCAUAUUGUCCACUGCCUCUGAUUAUAGUCAGAGGUGAAACCAAAAAAAAAGGGUGAACUUUGCUCUAUCAGUUGAAUAAAUGGGUAUUUUGGAAUCAGUCAGAUAAUUUGUUCAUUAAAAUUUGGCCUACAUAACGAAAUGCUCUUUGUCCUUCUACACCGCUGUGUUUUAGUUUACAUUUCCUUGACAGGAAAAUCCAACAGAUUCGUGAUGUACCUUACCAAUUUGUGGGUAGCAGAAGUGGCAUUGGUACUAAUUGCUGCUCUUGAGACAUUCACUUGCAGGUUGUAAGAAAUGCUACAUGAAACCGUGGCAACACGAAGGGAUAAUAAGCAAUAAAAGAAAUCUAACAUGUA
Molecule: messenger RNA, 2974 nt
Organism: Esox lucius (northern pike)
Lineage: Eukaryota; Metazoa; Chordata; Actinopteri; Esociformes; Esocidae
Gene: wdr43
Product: WD repeat domain 43
Exons: 17
Coding region: 64-2004 (646 amino acids)
Biological process (GO): maturation of SSU-rRNA from tricistronic rRNA transcript (SSU-rRNA, 5.8S rRNA, LSU-rRNA)
Cellular component (GO): nucleolus
Molecular function (GO): protein binding
Source: RefSeq, a predicted model, not a curated record